AUGGCACUGCUGAUAAAGAGCUGGAUUCUGGCAUCAGUGGUAUCUGCCGUCAUUGCUCAGACAUGUGAACCGUACAAGCCUUUGCAGCUCUUGGUCGCAACGACUGAUGAUUCACAGAGUUCUAGUUCUAAAGUUUGGACCGUGAAAUUUGACGAAUGCCUCCCUUCAAACACCUCCACUCCAAUCGCACUCACGUUUCGAUUAAAUCACCGUGUGGCAGUGGACUUUGACUUGGCAGUGACAGGAGGGAUAGCUGAUUGUAAUGAGCCAUCUCAGGAAAUCGUACAUGAUUACGAGAUACCACUGAGUCUGCUACAAUCAGGAUACAUCAAGCAGAUAACGUUAUUGAACUGCCCUGAUUCUGCUGACACGUAUAUCCAAAAUUCAUUCUUGUCAACGUGUCCCGAGCCCUUUGUGCGAGAGCAGCCUAAACUGUCAAAGAGACUCCCUGUUAGUACAACUGGAAAAUGUGGGACUGCAGUGGGACUCCAAUGUGCCGCAGGAUACUGUUGCAGCUCGGCGAAUUGGUGUGGGACAACCACUGCUUACUGUUCGACAGGAUGCCAACCACAAUUUGGAAAUUGUAGUAGUGUUCAAUCAGCUACCUCGCCGACCUCGAGCAAAUCUGUGCUUCCGCCCAUGGAUACUUCGCUGCCCGUCUCUGUCGAUUAUGCUUGUGGUUUAACUGCGGGCACCCGAUGUCCAACUGAUUACUGUUGUAGUACCGCCGGAUGGUGUGGGAAAUCGAGUGCUUAUUGUGCUGUAUCAAGCUGCCAACCAUUGUAUGGUAUUUGCGGUGUUGCUUCGCCGGCUGUGGCGGGCACAAGCAGUACAGCGACCUCUGCGGCUUCCUUCACUACCACAAAAUCAGCUAUACCAUCGUUCACCACCAAAUCGACAUCCACCAAUACCCCAAUCGUCACGUCGACAACCAAAGUAGUUACAUCAUCGCCUUCUACAGCAUCAUCGACGUCGACAACUACCAAUACCCAGGUUGUAUCCUCUAUGACCACAGUAGCUGUAGCGACCUCUGUACAAGCCUCGGUCACAUCCCAAGUAGUGUUGUCAUCGCCGUCUACAACUACCAAUACCCCAGUUGCAUCAUCUACAACCAAAGUAGCUGUAUUGACCUCUGUACAAGCCUCGGCCACCUCCAAAGCUGUUUCUGCUUCUCCAAAAAUCUCUACCACUGUAGCCCGAAGUCCUACAACACCAGCUCCAGCGCAAUCACCUACUCCAAGUUUACCGAUUUCAAUUAAUUACUCUUGUGGUCCCAGCGCAGGAACACAAUGCCCUGUCGGUUACUGCUGCAGUAUAUACGGAUAUUGUGGAACUUCGGAUGCCUAUUGCGCGGCGACAAACUGUCUCACAGGAUACGGUAUUUGCAAUGGUGCCACAUCGCCAAAUGUAGUCCCUUCAAGUUUGCCAUCAGCAACGAAAGCUCCGGUCGUGGGAGCCAGUGGUGCUCCAAGUCCAGUUGCAAGCAUCGCUCGUAGUGUCGCUCCCAGUGCAGCUGCUAGUGUAGCUCGUAGUGCAGCUCCAAGUGCAGCUCCUAGCCCCGCUCCUAGUUCUUCUAGCACUUUGACGUUUGACCAAAAACUGUCUCAAGGAAAGGUCAUAAGUCUGUACUGGGGUCAAAACACCCUCACUAAAGAAAAAAGCUUGGUUUAUUACUGUGAUCCCUCGCUUGGAAAUCCAAACACACAGGCUGAUAUUCUCAUAAUAUCCUUUGCGUACAUUUGGCCCAGCGGAGUCCUGCCAGGAACUGCGAGUCAAAUGCCGCUUCUUGAUUUAGCUGGUCAUUGCGGCUCUACCUAUGGAUCCACAAAAUAUCUAAACUGUCCCAGUUUAGGCACUGAAAUCCAAACGUGCCAGAGACUUGGCAAAAAAGUAUUCUUGUCUCUUGGAGGAGCCACCGGGACUUUCGACUUUGCCAGUGGGUCAGCUGUAGCUUUGGCAACAGCCGUGUGGAAUCUGUAUCUGGGUGGUACAUCUGCACCAUAUAGCAAUUACCGACCUUUUGGAACAGGUGUUGUGCUUGAUGGAAUCGACUUUGAUAUUGAGCAAGGUUCAUCUUCCGGCUUUGCUCUGGUUGGAUCCACACUACGAACCUAUAUGAACUUCGAUACCAGCAAAAAGUAUUACAUCUCUGCAGCUCCUCAAUGCGUUUACCCUGACGCCUGGGUGGGUCCUGGAACCGGAACCCUGCUGUCCGAUCCAACCGUCAAGAUCGACAUUGUUGGAAUUCAGUUCUACAAUAACUAUUGUGGUGUUUCGUACUGGCCAUCCGUGACAAACAAAGUUAUUGGAAAUUCGUACAAUUUCGCUUUAUGGGUUGACAGUUAUGUUGCGAGCGUGAGCUGGCCCGUCAAACUAAUAGUUUUGGUCCCUGCUACCACCGCAUCGGCUGCUAAUUAUGCCUCGCCCGAUGUCCUCAAACCACUAUUGGCCUACUCCAAGGCGCUCAGCUCCUCAUUUGCUGGGGUUGGAAUGUGGGACGCUGGAGAGGAUUCUUCGUCUAGUGUCAGCUUGGCCGGUGUCAGUGGCCUCAAGUUCUCCAAUGCCAUGAGGUUGAUAUUGAACCAAAUAUGA
Molecule: messenger RNA, 2592 nt
Organism: Synchytrium microbalum
Lineage: Eukaryota; Fungi; Chytridiomycota; Chytridiomycetes; Synchytriales; Synchytriaceae
Product: chitinase
Exons: 19
Coding region: 1-2592 (863 amino acids)
Biological process (GO): carbohydrate metabolic process
Cellular component (GO): extracellular region
Molecular function (GO): chitinase activity; chitin binding
Source: RefSeq, a predicted model, not a curated record